AUUGGAAUAGUUGGACGAACCGGUUCGGGCAAAUCUUCACUGGUUUUGGCUCUCUUCCGAAUCAUUGAACCGACGGGAGGAGAAAUACGUCUUGAUGGAAUUAAUAUCUCUGAGAUUGGUCUUCACGAUAUUCGAGGAAGAAUUACUCUUAUUCCACAGGAUCCAGUGCUGUUCUCCGGCACCCUUCGCUUCAAUCUAGAUCCAUUCAGCAACUACACUGACGAGGCAAUUUGGGAGGCUUUGUCAACAGCAAAUCUUCGUUCUUUUGUUGAUGAGACAUCAAGUGAGGGCCUUAAUAUGCCAAUUUCCGAAGGAGGUGGCAAUCUCAGUCAAGGUCAACGUCAGCUAAUUUGCCUGGCUCGUGCCUUGCUUCGUCGUUCGAGGAUUCUGGUGUUGGAUGAAGCCACCGCUGCUGUAGAUCCUCACACUGAUCGCCUUAUUCAACAAGCCGUCCGAACAGAAUUCGCUGAUAGCACAGUACUCACAAUUGCCCAUCGUCUCAAUACCAUCCUCGAUUACGACAGAAUUAUGGUGCUCGAUGCUGGUCAAUUGGUUGAAAUUGGAUCACCAUCUGAACUUGCCUCACGUCCAGAUUCAAUCUUCCGUGGAAUGUUGAAGGAGUCAAAUCUACUGAGAACAGUUAUUAGAUCAUCGAAGAGUUAA
This is a messenger RNA of Rodentolepis nana, 663 nucleotides long. NCBI's taxonomy places the organism in Eukaryota, Metazoa, Platyhelminthes, Cestoda, Cyclophyllidea, Hymenolepididae. The record is from the annotation of a GenBank genome assembly.